AUGCUCCCAAGAACACCUCUGUGUGACUUUUCAUUAAAACUGCAGGACCUGUUAUUUUCUCUUUCAGAUCCUCCGAAGACCGUCUCAGUAUCAGUGAGCCCCUCUGGUGAAAUAGUGGAGGGCAGUUCAGUGACUCUGACCUGCAACUGCGACGCCAACCCACCAGUGCAGAACUACACCUGGUUUAAGAAGAAUGACACUGGAGUCUGGCAGCCAGGAUCUGGACAGAGUUUGAACUUUUCUAACUUUAGAUCCUGGAACAGAGGACAGUACUACUGUGAGGCACAGAACAGACUUGGAGCUCAGAAUGCUUCUGCUCUACUGGUCACAGUGCAAGGAGGUCAGUCACUGAUCGUGGCUGCAGCUGUGGGAGUGGCUGAAAUUUUGGCUCUUGUGUUUCUGGGUGUGUGCCUGAGGAGGAGAAAAUCAACAAAUGAGACAGAAGGGGACAGGCAGGGGAAUAAAAGCCCCAUUGAUGGCAACGUCUCAGGGAUGGCAAUGAGUCACACUGGAACACAGGGUACGGACAGAGACGACGGUGAAGUUCCCCUCUACGCCUCUGUUCAGCCCACUAACACCCGCAACCAGAGCGUCUCACUGGAUAGACCAGAGUGUCUCACUGGAUUGACCAGAGUGUUUCACUGGAUAGACCAGAGUGUCUCACUGGAUAGACCAGAGUGUCUCACUGGGGAGAGCUGAGAUUGUUGUGCUGUGAUUUAUGUUGGAAACAAAAACACAAAGAAGUAUUUAGAUUCUAACCAUAGUAGAUGUGUGACAUUUACAUCAGCGUGUACAAUAUUAGAAAUGAAUGGUAGCCAAAAAAUGUGCAUCCAUAACACUUGGUCAUGUAAGCAUGUACAAAGCAAACCCUGGAAACAAAAAUACAAAUGAGCAUUUCUGAGAUUCCAGUACUUCUCACUACAUCUGUAACAGUUUAUAUAUUUAUGUGUUUGCAGGACCGGGUGU
Anguilla rostrata (American eel) is the source of this 966-nucleotide messenger RNA. Its product is annotated as B-cell receptor CD22-like. The coding region runs from base 1 to 699 and encodes 232 amino acids. The transcript has 4 exons. NCBI's taxonomy places the organism in Eukaryota, Metazoa, Chordata, Actinopteri, Anguilliformes, Anguillidae. The record is from RefSeq and is a predicted model, not a curated record.